UUGCGCGUGUGCUCGAGAAAUUCACAAUGGGCGUCUACGUGCGCGUGUAACCUCUAAACUUCAAGUAGCUGUCAAAAUUCGAAUACUCCGAGCGAUUUUUAGCAGGUUUUCGGCGAAUCGCGACGACAAUCAUCGUUCGCGAAGAUGUCAGCGAUGUUAACCGCUGACUGGUUCCCACUGGGGCGUGAUAUAUAUUUCCGAAAAUUUGAGCUCUACCCGCUAUCCUUUCAGCAUGAAAUUUCCAACAAUAAUUGGGUCGUGGCAGCUCCUUACGGGGGUUCCAUUGCUGUCACAAGAAACCCCAAAAAGUUUGUCAAGGUCCAAGGAGCAACGAAGCCUGCAAUACUGCUGUACACGUCGUCGGGGAAAUUGACAGCCAAGCUGCAAUGGAGCAGCGGGCAGCUGAUAGCACUGGGCUGGUCUCAGCAGGAAGAACUGCUGUGUGUGCAAGAUGACGGCAAUGUCCUCAUAUAUGAUAUGUUUGGGACUUAUCAACAUACUUUCAGCAUGGGAGAUGCAGCCAAAGAUACAAAAGUUAUCGAUGCAAAGUUCUUUGCAACUUCAAACAGCACAGGGAUAGCUGUUUUAACAUCCACCAAUCGUAUUUAUCUAGUGAACAAUGUGUCCGACCCUAAAGUCCGGCCGAUUAUGGAUAUGCCUAGAUACGGCGGUCCAAUUGAUUGUUGGUGCAUGAUACACUGUGACAGGGAGACGCAGGUAAUUUUAUCAAACAGAGAAGGAAUAUUCGUGAUUCAUCAAUCUCAUCAAAAUGCAUUUCCAUUCACUAAUCUUUUCAACAAUAAGAUCAACAGCGUGCUGGCGAUAGCUGUGUCUGGCAACAAUCAACACAUCGCGCUUUAUGCCGACACUGGACAUUUGUACAUCGGCUCGAUAGACUUUCGUGAGAAGUACUGCGAAUGUUUCACAAACGUGAACGAAACGCUAACCAAUAUCGCGUGGUGUGGUACAGAAGCCGUGGUAUGCAGCUGGAGCACCACGAUAAUGGUGGUAGGGCGUACAGCCGAGACUAUAGUGUACAAUUACGACGGUCCAGUACACCUGGUGACAGAGAUCGACGGGGUGCGCGUGCUAUCGGCCUUCUCCCAUGAGAUGGUACAAAAAGUGCCGAACGUCGUGCAGAGGAUAUUCAGAAUAAACUCGACGGAUUCCGCCUCUUAUCUCCUAGAAGCUUCUAAGCAGUUUCAGAGGAAGAGCCACAAGGCUGACAGCUACAUCGACUUGGUGAAAGAUAAGUUGGACGCAGCGGUGAAAGCGUGUAUCGACGGGGCGAGCCACGAGUUCGAUUUUGAGACGCAGAAGCUUCUGAUGAGAGCUGCCAAAUUCGGGAAAGGAUUCAGCAAGUCGACGGAUGCGGAGUAUUACGUCCAAAUGUGCAGGACUUUGAGAGUCCUGAAUGCGGUGAGGCACCCCGCUGUAGGAAUCCCACUGACGUACACGCAAUACAACGUUCUGACAAACCAAGUGCUGUUAGACAGGCUAGUGGCGCGUAGACACUACUACUUAAGUAUACAGAUCGCACGGCAUCUGCAAUUGCCCGAGAUCGACGGAGAAAGUAGAAUAUUAGCUCAUUGGGCUUGUUUCAAGGUGAAGCAGACGCAGUUGGACAAGGAACAGCUGGCAGAGGAGAUAGCCGACAAGCUAGGGUACGCUCCCGGUGUUUCGUACAGCGAAAUCGCGAAAAGAGCAGCCGACUGCGGGCAAAAACAGCUGGCCAUUAAGCUGAUCGACUACGAGCCACGCGCGCAUCAACAAAUACCCCUGUUGAUGGCGCUCGGUGAGGAACGAGCCGCCCUACAUAAAGCUGUGGAGAGUGGCAAUACGGACUUGGUCUACACCGUCAUUCUUCGUCUUCGGGAAAGCACGACUCUUUGGGACUUCCAAAUGGCCAUAGCACAUUGUCCUCUGGCGAUGGCUCUGUACAUUAAGUAUUGCCAGAGUCACAAUAGAGAGACGCUGCGUGACAUUUACAAUCAGUACGACGACUUCCAUUCGCAAGCGGUGUGGUUCAUCACCGAGAGUUAUCAGCGAAAGAACACAAUGUCGAGGGACGCGCUGCUGCAAUCCGCGCAGGAAAAUUUCAAAUCGGCUCAUAGCGACACCAACGCGGCGCUGACGGAGGAGCAGAUCAAAUUAUUAAAAUAUCAGAGGUCUUUGGGAAAGACGUUGCACGAGUCGGUCGUGGGUAAACCCCUACACGAUACCGUGAAGCUAUUGUUACUGCGUAACGAGUUGAAACUAGCAGAUAAAUUACGAUCGGAGUACAAGAUACCGGAUCGAAGGUAUUGGUGGUUGAGAAUACAGUGUUUGGCGGAGGAAGGGUUGUGGAGUGAUUUGGAGAAAUUCUCCAAGAGCAAGAAGUCUCCCAUUGGCUAUGAGCCAUUUAUAGACGAAUGUUUGAAGUACAACGAAAAAUUGGAAGCGAGAAAGUACUUGACCAGGGUACAAGACGAUCUUAAAGUGAAGUACCUGGUAAAGUUGAACAUGUUGAACGAAGCGGCCCAAACGGCGUUCGAGCAAAAAGAUACCUCGGCUCUUACAUUUGUACUGGCGCAAUGCGGAUCCUCAGAUAGACAAUUGAUAGAUAAGAUCAAUUUAUUUCUAGCUAGUCUUAAAAAUUAAGAUUUUCUUAUUCGUCAAACAUUAAAAGCGAUAAAGAUAUAUGACGAAGAUAAAUAGAUAAAAUAAGUAAGAUAAAUAAUUCGCAUUUCGCAUAUAAAUAUUAAUAUAAUCCCUCAACAUUAAUGUUGAAUAUAAUCUGCAGCAAAAGAUAACUUUGUCAAUUCAGUAAACAUUGAAACGUGAAAACGCAACUUUCGUAAAGUCAAUGAAACGGUAAAUACUUUUUCUGAUAAAUGUAUAUCAGACUUCUUAAUCAAUAGCAAAUCGAUCUAGAUGUCCAUCGACCUGUCUAUGUGUGCUUGUCGUAAUCUGUACAAAGAUAUACAUGUAAAAUGUCGAUCGUAUAAAAUAGUGGUAACCAAGUCCUGCACAUCUGUAAUACUUUAGAUACGUGUGUGUACAGCAAUAUAUAUUAUAUAUUAAA
Messenger RNA from Harpegnathos saltator (Jerdon's jumping ant), 3064 nucleotides. RefSeq names its product vacuolar protein sorting 16 (gene Vps16A). Gene Ontology annotation, cellular component: lysosomal membrane; cytoplasm; endosome. The transcript has 16 exons. Lineage: Eukaryota; Metazoa; Arthropoda; Insecta; Hymenoptera; Formicidae. Gene Ontology annotation, molecular function: actin binding. The coding region runs from base 145 to 2640 and encodes 831 amino acids. Gene Ontology annotation, biological process: intracellular protein transport; endosomal transport; vacuole fusion, non-autophagic. The record is from RefSeq and is a predicted model, not a curated record.